AUACAUCAGUUGUUUUAGGCCCUGUUUCUGAGGUUGUUUUUGUUGAUUUUUUGUAGACGUAUACAGAGAAAUAUAAUUUCUCUGUAAUUUUCAUUUGUGGAGUUUAUUUACUUAUUGAACAUACGAAUAUGGAUACCUUAAUUUCCUUUAAUACUAAAGUCAUGAGCAAAAUAAGAACCGCAGGAGAUGGAAUGGAGUCAGAGGCUCGCGCUAAUGAAAACGCACAAGAUAAUAAAACCACCUUGAAAAGUAACAGCAAAUCAUCCUUGCUGCCUGGUCGUCUUGUGCAGAUUUAUCCAUCUAAAGUCGUCACUCCAGUGAAAAAAAGUUCUCACAUAUACUCAAAGACUCCUAAAUUCGUUCCUUAUGAACCAUAUCCGGGUGCUGUACGACCAAUCACAUCUCAAUCUGCUUCUAAAAGUAAAAAAUCUAAGAAUCGCAUGGACAUUAAUAAAUUAGUAUCUCAAAUGUCACAAAUGGACACAAAUAUCAAUGAGUUCAAGCCGAGGGCCAAACUUCCGUCUUGCAGUGAUAAAUCUGAAAUUGAACCUAAUCAAACUAAUAUUGAUAAAGAAAUGGAAAAGAGAAUUGAUGAAUUGACAAAGGAAAAUGAAAGCCUAAAAGAUCAACUGAAACAACAAGCACAGGUAAAUAAGGAACUAAAGACAAUGCUGGUAGCAUCAAUGGGUGAGGACCUUGAGUUUCAAGUACAUUCACUGAACGAAGACAAAAAACAUCUGGCAAACGCUUUAGUCAAUUCAGCCCAACACCUGUCUACUCAUCAGGAGCAAACUGAAUGGCUUGCUGGCCAAUGUGAAGUAUGGAGAAGCAAAUUCUUGGCUAGCAGCCUAAUGAUCGAAGAACUAGCGUUAUGUAAGAAGAUGCUCAACGAGAAAACAGUGACACUGCAACAGGCAAUAAAACAGUUACUCGACGAGAAAUGCAGAAUGAGAGACAUGUUGAUUUUAACAUAUAAAAACUUGUGCAGCCUCCACGAGAACUGGCUCGAAAAUAUUGCCAUAUCAGAAUACUCUGGCAAUAAGAACCGAACGAUUGGAAAACUCAAUUUCAACACUGCUAUGCCUCAUUCGGCUAACGUACUCGAUUUGGCGUCGGUAAAUUUAAAAUUGUCCGAGAAUAUUAGCAGUAGUAUUGAGAAACAGGAUAUAAGCUAUUUGGAGACGUUAGCAACAGCCACUGAAGCUGAAACAUACGCUGAGAAGGUAAUGGCAAUGCCAUUUCAUAUGAAGAAAGUGGACGAGAAACCUGUUAAUGCAUUGGUGCACCACGCUUACAACAACAGUGGUAACGUUACCCCACAGGUCGCUUCCUGUGUACACUGCAAUGGAAAGGUUCAAUUGCUUUAACGAUUAAAUAACUGCGUGUAAUUAAUCUUUAUUUGUAUUAAGGGUUUUUUUUUAAAUAUCUUUAAUUUUGCUUACUUCAUAAACGAAGUCGUAGAACAACUGUGCGUGUUGCCAGUGACGACUUACGGAUUUGAAACGUGAUCGCUUACAAUGGGCCUCGUAAGAAGGCUUAGAGUCACUCAACGGGCGAUAAAAAUUCAAAAUUCAUUUAUUUCAAGUAGGCCUACUUUAUAACCACUUUUGAAACGUCAAGUUUACGUCAAUAUAAGUAAGUUUGUAGGGACUCUACCACCGGUUCGGAAAGCAGAUUCUACCUAGAAAAGCUGGCAAGAAACUCAGUAGUUGCUCUUCCGAUCGAGAGAACGAUGUCGGAAUAUUAAGACAAUGGCGCGAGUCCUGUGAUAUAUACUGACAGGUCAAAAAAGUCAAUUCUUUAGGACAUUACAUUCGUUUAGUAGUUUUAGAUGUUUGUGUAGGUACAACAGAAUUGCCAGUUAAAAAAAGAAUUAUUAUAAACUGGGAUGCAAAAGUAUUCUAAAAAUUAUAUUUGAUUUUUUACGUAAGCAAUGUUAAAUAUGCCAAUAGAAACUUAUAGUUGUAGAAGCAAUGUCGGUCAGGACUAUAAACUGGCAUUAUGUCUUAGUAAUACUAAUUGUAAAUUUAUUUGUAAAUACAAAUUGUAAAUGUUUAUAGAAAUAAAAAAAAAAUCGGCUCAAAUUUGCACAACUUUAAGAAAAAAGUUUAUCACGUAAAUUGUGUUUGGGUAAAUUAUUGGAUUUCUUUUUAACCAUCAAAAGAUAAGGUUAGCAGGUUAGCAGAUAAGGUUAUAAGGUUCAACAGUGCGAAAGGCAAGUUUCAAAGAAGAGACAGCACAUAUUCCGGACUUUUUUUCAUCGUAAUUAAUUAUUUAUCGUUGUAUUAAUGUCCUGCUGCUGGGAACUAGCUAUAUCUCUGAAAGGAGAGAAGGAAUUACCAACAUUUGACUCGCCACGCUGCUUUAAUUCUGGUUUGUGGGCGUUAAUGAUAACUAACGUUUACUUAACAUGGUAUAUCUACAUAUGUAUGUUUGUAAAAAGUUUGCAAGUCUAUCGAAUUGCAUAAUCGUUAUUCAAUGAACCCUCAGAUAUAUUUAUACAUAAAUUAAAUAUAUUAUAUAAACAUUAACUUUGUUUUUGGUAGGGUUAAUAUAAGUUUUCGGUUUAAGAUACUUUACAUUCUUAUGAUUAAUGUCCCUAACGAGUUUAAAAACGCAAGAAUAUUUCAUUAAUCAUGAAUCGCUUUUAUCGGUCCUCUGCUUGACUAGAGGCGUUGUUUGCCCAUAAACCCAACGAUGGGAUUGGAUUAUAACCACCACGCUGGGCAGACGGGUUCAUGAUUUCAGUAUAUUAGUCAUGGGCCUAACCGGUCACCACAGAGAGUGCUCAAUUUAGUUCAUAAUCCAAGGAUGCACGAAUUAGUUCUUUUUUUGAAAUAAUUUAUUAAGAACCAUAAAUAAAGAAAAAAAUUUACUUAUGAUUAUUGAAAGUCUUGUUUAUUUUUAUGGAUGGGGAUGUGAAGUUGUUUAGUAUCGAUAUCGAAAUAUCGAGGCGCGCACAGUAAGUAAAUCUCGGUUGGUCACAUAGCGCCGCUGUCUAGUAAAGUGAACUAAAAGAAAUAUAAUAGUUCACUUAAAGGAGCGCUCUCCCUACCUAGGUCGUUUGCGAACUACCCAAGACUACUGUAGAUCAACACACAGAGGAUGUUCCCGUUCUCCUCAUGCGACACCUGCGGGAAGGAACCCGAGGGUGACAAUGGUGUACUGAUGUAAGGAAACACUAAAUAUAUUGUGAAAUAAAUACAAAUAUCAAUAAUAUAGUUAAUGCACUGUAAUAGAUGGCUUGGGUCGAUAAAUAGAAUUAACUAAAAAUAAAAAUGUAAAUAAGUAACAGCGUUUUAGAAAAUUUUUGGUUUUGUUUUAUAUAUAAAUUAUAGUAUUUUCCAACGCUGUGAUUAAAUGUACAUAUUAUGGGCUAAUAAAACUAUUUUAUAUAAUAAAUAUCACUUGGUAUAUUGUU
Messenger RNA from Pararge aegeria (speckled wood butterfly), 3421 nucleotides. RefSeq names its product golgin-45. Gene Ontology annotation, cellular component: Golgi membrane. The record is from RefSeq and is a predicted model, not a curated record. Gene Ontology annotation, biological process: Golgi to plasma membrane protein transport; Golgi organization. Bases 129 to 1367 code for a protein of 412 amino acids. The transcript is spliced from 6 exons. NCBI's taxonomy places the organism in Eukaryota, Metazoa, Arthropoda, Insecta, Lepidoptera, Nymphalidae.